GCGGACCUUCGCCUAUCACAGGUUAACACAUACACGUUCACUUUGUUGCUGGUAUUCUUUCACUUUCCCACACCGGACUCACUCAUCCCAGACGAGUAGUUUAGGAAGUGGUACAUUAGCUGCCUGGCCAGUGGCUCAAUGGCUUGUGUUAAUGUCUUGCUUUCCUGUGGAAAUGAUGACAAGGCAUUGAAGCUUGACAGGGAAAGUACCUUUGAUGAAUUUAGAGCACAAGUGAAGUCUUUGUUUCCACAUUUGCCAGAGCACUUUACAAUCAGUGAUGGAGACUUCAAUGAGCUAGACUCUGGAAAUUUUCAUAAUGUUAAAAACAGUAGGCUGGAAACAUGGUGUCUGGUGCGUAGCUCCAAAGAUGAAGCAUUCAUACUGGACAAACCACACUCUGAACUGAUGCGAUAUGAUGUGCAUCCCAAUGCUCUCACUCAGAGUGGGAAUUACCAUUUCAGUGCCAGCUACCAAGCCUUUUGUGAAUUUAUUGACAACAGCAUCCAGGCAACAAGUACUAACAACUGCAAGGACAUGGAAAGAACAGUAGAUAUUCACAUCUUCCUUAAAGAUAAACUAGUCGCCAUAUUUGACAAUGGAGAGGGUAUGACAUAUGAGGGUCUGAAAGCAUUUGCGACCUAUUUCCUGUCACAAGCUGAUCGUGGCCUUGAAAAUGAGGAAGUGGACCUUAUUCCUGCCUAUUUGGAUGGCUGUAUUUCCAAGUUUGGUGUCGGUGCAACACAAGCAGGUUUCUACCUUGGCGAUCGCAUCAAAGUUAUCACCAAGAGGGAGGAAUGUCCAUAUGUUACGGAAAUCUCUAUAUCUAAGGAAAAGCUCCAACAGCGAGCGAAAGAAGGCAAGCCUGUGUUUGAGGACUACCGAUGGAUCAGAAAUCCGAGCGACACCUCCACUUUGGAGCCUGGGGAGGAGGAAAGAUGUCUUAAGAAUAUUAUUGAGAGAGAGGCUGCAUAUUCCCAGUUUACAAUGAUCAUCAUCACUGGCAUUCGGGACAUUCAUAUCAAUUCUAUCAGGGAAGAUGAUGGGAGUAGUUUGGCUAGGAAUCUUGCGCAUGUCUAUCACUUCUAUUUGUUUGGCGAAAGAGGCCGAUCGGGAAACAUGAGACUUCCGUCCUUGGCUAACUCGAGGAUCCCUGUGGAGUUUGGAAUGAGUUCUUUUCUAAAGGUAGACAUUAGUCUGGUGAUUGAUGACGGUAAAAACGCCAACCAAAAGAUAUUUUUUAAUCUUCGAGAAAUUGAGGAUGAUCUAGAAAGUUUGUACCAGACAAGAGCAAAGGAAUGGUUUCCGUUUUCGCUGACCAUGAAGGUUCCCGGUCUGGAUCCGCAUCAAACUGUUCAGGGAGUGCUGAUGUACUUUCCCCAUGAAGGCGGACACGAGACUCUCCCCCGGCCAGAUGAUAUUGAAGAUGAUGCACAAGAGCCGAUUUUUGAGUGUUUCUGGCAAGGCAGACUGGCUCCUUUAUCUUAUGUUCACAAAAUGGAAUUUUGCACGUCACCAGCGCAGCGAUCCAAAAGGCAGAAAGACGUGGUGCCGGACAGCUGUUAUCGCAGGCUCAAGGGAAUCUUGUUCUUUAACAGGCAUACGCCUGUGUCAAACAACAAGUUAAAAAUCCUGUUGGACGAGAGGAAGGAUUUGUCCAGCGCGCUAGAAGACGCUUCAACGGAGAGAAGACUUCCUCAGGAGUUUAGAUCUUGGCUUGAAAAAUGCCAUCGAGAACUGGACAAAGAGGUCAGCUUUGAUACUCCGCUUCCAGCCUCUCAGCAGCUGAAGAAUGGUGAUGUGGCACAUAGCGUGUUGCGCGUAACCACUAGCUCGGGAGUUCAAGUCUACAAAGUGAAUGACAUUGUCAAACUGGACACUAAACCCAUCAUUUAUGGCAAAGUGUUGCACUUCGUUAAAGUCGCGAAGACAAAUGAAGUUGACAAAGUUGUCGUGGAGAGACAACCGGAGGAGGUUUAUCAGCAUCAACUGGAAGAGAAACCAAUUUCUAGAAUUAUAGAAAUUCCCGAUCAAAAUACGCUGAGGAAGGUUUUUAGCCAAGAAAAGCAAGCACUUCCUAAGACAGUAAAAGUAUACGAAGACAACCUGAUCAACGAAAUUUCACCAAGAACAACAUUAGAGUGGUUAGCUGGUGAAACUGAAGAGGGUUUCAAUGGUUUCUGGGUAAAAAUCUUUAAUGGCGAACGACCUCAGAAACCUCUCGUCAGCUUACACAACAAGAAACUGUGCAUUCGUCAGGUAAUCGAGGGACCUGAGAACAUGGCACCUGUUCAGAACGAUCAACCGCACGACGGAGAAAAGUUUGGCUUCAAACCGUUUUGGUUGUCUGUGGCUGGAAGGUACUCUCUCAAGUACAUUGCCAUGCUAGGAGACAGAGAAAUGACUUCCAUGCAGUUUGAGAUCAACGUGAAAGCUAAUAUCGCAUCCUACUUCAAGGUGACGGAACCGUCAAGCAAUGAAACUCCACAGCUCACCCUUGGAGAGCCAGAGCUUAAGUUCAAACUCUCGUUUGUCGACAGCAAGAAUAACGCCGCUACUAGGUUCAGUUCAGGAGAGUUUGUCAAAUUAGUGGUGUCGUGCCCAAAUAUGGAAGUGCAAGGUGUCAAAGACAAAUACAAGCCGAACAACGACGGAGUGCUCGAGGUCAGCGGUCUCACGCUCACUCCCAGUGGCUUGGGAAAAGUUCAUUAUGGACGCGAUCAACUUAUCAAAGUAGAUGUCACAGGAAUAGACUUCGUUACGUUUCCAGUUCGAAUAAAGGCGGGUCAACCACAAAGUGUUAAACUUCCUCAGUUCGAAACGACAGAAGUUGCAAACUACGACGAAUUUCCCGAGUUUGUUCUUCAAGUACUGGAUCAGUGGAAUCAACCUUGCUCCGUGAGCGACAAGAGAAUGAAACUCCAUGCAGAUUGCGAGGCAUUCGUUGGGGGCCCACAUCUCGCAAACAUAGAGCACGGUCAGGGUAGAUUCUCUGCUGUUAAAGUCAAACUCCCCCCUGGCAAAGCACCAUGUACUGUUAAAGUUAAAAUAUCACUUGUCACUGUGGAAAGCAACAGGCGUAAACUCACUGUGAGCGAAGUUUUGAAGGAAUUAAAACAGUUUAACAUAAAAGUUCUUCCGAGCACUUUGCCUCAUAGAGUGUUAGUCUGCGAAGGAAACCAAAAUGGAUUAACAGUUACCAAUGGAGUGGAACCUAGGGAGAGGCGAGACUGUUUAGAGUUAACGGUUCCUGCGGGGUCCAUCAUCAAGGGACUGUUCUUGAAAGUGUUCGAUGAAAGUGGGAAACUGCUGGAUUCUGAGGGCUUGAAAUAUUUAGAUCUCAGAGUAACCACAACGUGGAGCGGCGAGGUACCGAACAAGAAUCUUCCGUACUUGCCUGACUGUCCUGCAUCCAAUAGCGCCAACAAUGCCUAUGUGCAUAACGUCGAGUGCGUGUGUAGCGAAGUUAGAUGUCGAACGCAGAUCAGGAUCAAGGCUCUAGCGGGCGAGCCACAGAAAUGGUUGUUCUGUUGUGAAACAAAUUCGUUGGAGAUUGAGUGCGACAGCAAGAAACAGCUGACCCAGAAGUUGAAAAUACAGCUUAAGGAUAAUCUGGGCAACUCUGCUGAAUGUCCCCCGGAUGUGGAACCGUUGGUGUCUGUUGAACAUUCGCCAACCAGAAGUGGAGGCACCGCUAUUUUCAUUGGAAACCUGAUCUUGAAGGGAACGGAAUUUGUGUUCAACAACGACGCGACAAUUUCAGGCCAGCACGGUGUUGUAACGAUGUGUGUGAGUGACAAGAAUGGGAGGUUCACUAGGGAUACUCAGAGAAUCAAUCUCAAACCAGGUGCUGCACAUCACAUUGAGUUGAAAAGCCAAGCGUUUGAUGAUCCCUCGCAGAAACACGAGCACACAGCCAAGCUUUUCUCAAACUGCUUCUUCAACGCUCCUAUCCACGCCUUCGUUUGCGACAGGUCAGGGAACAAGACAACCAUCCGUACGACACUGAACUUGUCCUGGGUUCCAGCCUCUUGUGGAGUUCUUUUGCAGAAGAAAACUCAAAGGGGUGAGGCGGUGUUUGAAGCGAAUACACUGAAAUGUGGCAGCCGAACUGGUGACCAACAGGUUAAACUGAAAGUGUCCAGUCCAGAUCACAAGAACUUAGGGGUUGCAACUGUUACAGCGACUUUGGAAAAAAGUAAUCGAGUGAAAGCUGUUGUGGUCCAGGUAAUCGCUGAUCAAGAACUGCAGGCCACAGGGUGUUAUCCAGUGUUAAAGGUCGAUUGCCAAACAGAUGAUGGAGUUCGAGUAGAUGCGGUCAACCAUCUCAACCUCGAAAUUACUCGUCCAAACGGCAGCAAUGUAUCUUCUGUCUACCGGAAGCCCACACAGGACAGGACAGGCACGAUCACCUUUCAAUCAAUCGCAAACCGUUAUUUGGAGGAGGCGGGGCGGUGGUCAAUCAUCUGUCAGUUUACCGAGCACAGAGAUAGGCUUAAAUCCGUGCUGUCGCCGGCUGACCACGUGAUUAGGAGUAACCCAGUUUAUUUUGUGGUACAGCCAGGCCCUGCUCAGAAUCUUGUGUUGCGGUUUGCAUCCGGUUCACCUGGGGUGAUUACAGCAUCAUGCACUGCAGACGUCAAGGGCCGUACCAUUCUUCCUCGACCUGCAAGAAGCGGAGUAGAGGUUGUAGACAUCGUAGCGGAGGACCUAUACAGCAACAUCGCUGAUAUCUCGACCGAAGUAAGCGUUACAAUUCAACCGUCAGGGCCUGUGCCCAAGGACGUGGUCCUUCCUGCUUUGGAGAACAAGCCGGUCCGAAUCGCUCUCAGCCACGGUAUGGCUAGGUUACCGAGGCUUACUCUCUGCAGUCGUGUUGGUAAUCAUAUUGGGGAUUAUCUGUUGGUGUUCUCCGCCCCUGGUGUUCAAUCACAGUCUGUAAAGUUUGCGUUUAGUACAGAUGAACACAUUCAGCGCAUACAGAACGAGUUGCAGCCACUGAAACGGCAGAUCACAGAUAACGAGCAUAAGGUUACAGAAGCUAAACGAAGGUUGACUCGGUGCCACUCGGAAGUGGCGACGGCACUCACCCCUGUUCAAAGUGCGUUCCGAGGAGAACCGAGGAGAAGAGACGUGGAAACUCUGCUUCAGACCAGCAGACAUGAACUAAAUCAGUUUGAAGCGAAUCAGGCUAAUACAAGACAAGCCAUCAUGCAGCAUGGGCAUCCUCCGGCGAGGAUUCGUCAAUACAUUAAAGGUGUUGUCGCUGAGCUUGCGUUUGUCUCUGACCCGUUACUUGCUCGCAUCCUCUCGUGGUACCUUCAGUCUAAAAUGUCAGUCACACUCACUUGCACCACAGAACAGCAACGGAAAGUCUACGACGCAGGGUGUCCGGCUUAUUGCGAAGCCACAUUAUUGCCUUUCACAAAGAGAGACUUUGACGGAAGUGAUGGCAAACGUCUUCCUCUUGAGCUUCCAUCCCCGCCUUCUAACUAUCGUAGCCCCAUUGAAUUCGCAGUAAAUCUCCUUGAGUUUACCAGCGACAAUGGUUACCUUCGCUCGACCCUGUUCUGGAACCUUCUGUCGAAGACAAUAGUUGUCAAAGACCUUAAAUCUGGCCAGGCGUACCGAGAACAUGUCACCAGAAUGAGGCAAUCAUGCCCCACGAUUUUGACACGUGAUGGGAACAUGAUCGCCUCCGACGGCUUGAUGGAUCCGAAGAGAUGCUGUCCGCAGAGGUUAGAAGAUUUGAAAUUUGCGUUCGGGGCGUUACCUGCUAGGGAGACGAAGCAUUACAGGGAUCUGAAGGAGAGAUGUGAGGCGCUCGAAAGGCUUAAUGCAACGGUGGUAAAAUACGAACGGGAAAUGACAGAUGUCCGCGCUAAAGAAGAGCAGCUGAAUAAUGCCAAAAAGAGUUUAACACCUCGUAUAAACGAUCUUGAAAGAGAACUUAAAAAACUGAGAACUCUUGAAAAAGAAAGGGACAACAGUGAACCGUCUGAAAAACGGAGGAAAAGAUAACCAUAGAGUUAUUAUUUCUCGCUAUUGCUUAAAACAUUUCUUGGUAAGCUCAGUGAUACAGUUGAAGGACAGAUUGUCCAUCGUUUUUACACGUCUCUGUGUAGUCUGUCGGUUGUAUUUGGUGCAGUUUUUAUGUCGGAAUCUGGUGCCCUUACUCUUUUUUCAUGUCUACCUUGGUUUACAGUGCACCGUUUUAGAGAAAUCUUUAUACAGUGGCAAAUCUGUGAAGCGUGUGUUGAUAUGCGGUAGAAUCUUAAGUGUUUUUUGGUAUUUUGGUAUUUCUACGGCUUCGUUCAUUUUAGCAAAGAGUUUCUAAAGUUUAUUUGUCAUUUUAGACAUAUUUUUACUGCUGGAACAAAAUUUGUCAUAAGAUUUUUAAUUGUUUGUGAUCAGUUACGGAGGAUACGUAAAUGUUCAUUGUAUAAAUCAAGAAAAUGCUGAAGUGGGAGAAGAGUACCCAUUGAUUUCUUCGUAAGGCCGACUGCUUAAAUCGUUUUAGUUUUACUUUUUUCACAUGAUUAAGCCUUGGGUUGCAUGCUUUUUGUGCAACCAAGUUGAUACGGUUUAGAUUUGCCUCGUUAUGUUGGUGUGUUAAUCAAGUUAGCUUGCAAAAAAAGUUUUAUCUCGUAAUAACCUGCGCCCAACGUCGACAAGUUUGGCAAAGUCAACCGCACCCAGUUCCAAAAGUUUAGCCUACGGUCUUUGACGUAGGAUUUAUCCAUUGAUCGUUUCUCUAAGAAUUUAUUUUAAUGUAAUGAUUCGAGUAAGUUAAUUUAUUUUUAUUCCAUUGAAGUAUUAUUUAAAAGUACGAAAUUAUUGUUAGGUUUUAUUUAUUAAAGAGUUCAAAUUUCCAGAAGGCACUAUUAUUAUUCGAAUUGAAAGUGAAACUGUCCAUUCUUUUUAUUUGCGCUAAAACAGUUUUACAGGUAUUGUCGGUGCAAUCUGUUUUUCCAAUCCUUUUUGCAGAUUUGUAAAGACUUUGUUUGUUUUGUUUUGGUAUACUUUGUGCUUAGUAAUUAAUUGUUAUUCCUAAAAUAAUAAACGAAAAUACUAAGAAUAAAAAGCCAAAACAGUUUGCAGGUCUGCGAAACGAGCAACGACUUUGUUACCAACGCGAUUUGAUCGCGUUUUGCGGCCGGUUGGAGCGGCCUUGUUUGGUUUCAGCCAUUUGACUAUAAUUAGAAAUAGAUGUAUUUUACCCUUUUGACAGGUUGACUGAACACAGAAUUUUUCCCAUAUUCAGAAGAUUACAUUGACAUCUCCAUUUUUCUUAAAGAGUUUUACAAGAAAUUUUCAAAGUAUUGAACAAAGUUCUUAAGUGUUCCAGCUUUAGGAAACUGCUAUUUAUUUAUUGUUAGCUUAAAAAAAAGAAAUUGUCAUACGUGCGCGUGUUCAGUAUUUUAAACGAGUUGUAAUUUGUUGGCAUUCGCCACCUUGGAUUAAA
This is a messenger RNA of Pocillopora verrucosa, 7462 nucleotides long. NCBI's taxonomy places the organism in Eukaryota, Metazoa, Cnidaria, Anthozoa, Scleractinia, Pocilloporidae. The record is from RefSeq and is a predicted model, not a curated record.